Molecule: messenger RNA, 1972 nt
Organism: Lolium rigidum
Lineage: Eukaryota; Viridiplantae; Streptophyta; Magnoliopsida; Poales; Poaceae
Product: villin-1-like
Exons: 17
Coding region: 23-1972 (649 amino acids)
Molecular function (GO): actin filament binding
Source: RefSeq, a predicted model, not a curated record
UUGCCUCCUCUUGCUAUCUUCCAUGUCGACAAUGAAGGGCGUCGACGACGCGUUCCUCGGCGUCGGCGACAAGCCAGGGCUGGACAUCUGGUGCAUUAUGGGCACCAGUGUAGUCCCAAUUUCAAAGAAUUUGCAUGGCAAAUUCUACAAUGGGAACUGCUAUAUCGUACUCAGUACAGCUGAGCUCAAGAGGGGAAGUCGGCAACACAAUGUGCAUUACUGGAUAGGGGAAGAAGCGAAAGAGGAACACUUUGUGAUGGCUUCCGACAAGGCCUUUGAGUUGGAUGCGGCACUGGGCUCCCAAGCUGUCCAGUACAGGGAAAUGCAAGGGGAAGAAUCUGACAAGUUCUUGUCAUACUUCAGGCCAUGUAUCAUCCCGGUGCAAGGCAGCUUCUCUUCGCACUGGAGAAGAUCUGCGGAGGAAUGCGACCAGACCACAAUGUUUCGGUGUGAAGGAGAGCAUGUAGCUCGUGUCACAGAAGUUCCGUUUUCACGUACCUCCCUGGAUCAUAAGGCAGCCUUUAUAGUUGACACUCCGUUGAAGAUCUUCCUUUUCAGCGGUUGUAAUUCUAGUGUGCAAACAAGGGCAAAGGCAUUAGAUGUCAUUAAGUACCUGAGAGAAAACCGACAUUCCGGUAGAUGUGAAAUUGGGACAAUAGAGGAUGGAAAGCUUGUUGGUGAUUCUGAUGCUGGUGAGUUUUGGAACCUGUUUGGAGGCUAUGCACCUAUUCCCCGUGAUGUACCAGAUGCAGCCAAUGGGGAGCUGAUGACUACCACAUCCAAGAAACUUUUUUGGAUUAAUAAGAGAAAACUUCUUCCGAUGGAUGCACACUUGUUAGAUAGAGAAAUGCUGAAGUCUGACAGAAGUUACAUACUGGACUGUGGAACUGAAAUAUACUUGUGGUUAGGGAUGGCAACACUGGUUUCAGAGAGGAAGAUAUCCGUUACUGUCUUAGAGGAUUAUGUACGAAGUCAAGGAAGAUCAUCAAUUGGUCAAACUGUUAUAACGACUGAAGGUCAUGAAAUUGCCGACUUUAAGCUGCAGUUUCAGCAUUGGCCGAAGAAUGUCGUCCAAAAGUUAUAUGAGGCAGGGAGAGAGAAAGUGGCAGCAAUUUUCAAGCAUCAGGGGUAUGAUGUUGCAGAAAUUCCAGAAGAUAAACCUCAACAGUCCAUCAGUAGUAAUGGUUCUCUGAAGGUAUGGCUGGUGGACCGUGGUUCUGUAACCCUCCUUUGCACUGAGGAGCAGGAGGAACUGUAUAAUGGGGAUUGCUAUAUUGUACAGUACAGCUAUGUUGAAGAUGGAAAAGAUUAUAAUCUGUUCUUUUCUUGGUCUGGACAAAAUAGCGUACAGGAAGACAGACUUGCUUCAGUUUCAUUGAUGUCAAGCAUGUCUGAUUCAGUCAAAGGUCCUGCAGUUGUGGGGCAAGUGUCUGAGGCCAGAGAACCAGAGCUGUUUUUCCUAGUAUUCAAGUCCUUGAUCAUAUUCAAGGGUGGUAGGAGUGCUGCAUAUAAGAACUCUGUUCUGCAGAAAAGCAAUAGAACUGAAGGGUACCAGAAAGACGGGGCUGCAUUAUUCCGGGUUCAAGGGCUGAGACAUGAUUGCGCAAGAGCCGUUCAGGUUGAUCUGCCACUAAAGCAAUCGUUUCUAUUAAAAGAAGGUUCUGAACCUGAUCACUUCUGGAAAACAUUAGAAGGAAGAUCAGAGUACUCCAAAGAGAAGUGUGUCAAGAGUUGGCCGGCAGAUCCACGUCUGUAUACCUGUACUUUCCAGCAAUGUCUGUUCAAGGCAAAGGAGGUAUUUACCUUCUGUCAGGAUGAUCUGGCAACUGAGGAGACCUUGAUACUGGACUGCAGUGAAGAAAUUUACGUCUGGGUUGGACUUCACUCGGGUGUCACGUCCAAAGAGCACGCGCUCAACAUCGAUGUUCCUUCAGGCAGGCAAUGCUCAGGAUGGACGACGGUCCAUCGUUGA